Aspergillus nidulans FGSC A4 is the source of this 543-nucleotide messenger RNA. RefSeq names its product 40S ribosomal protein eS25. The record is from RefSeq and is a predicted model, not a curated record. The coding region runs from base 29 to 307 and encodes 92 amino acids. The transcript is spliced from 4 exons. NCBI's taxonomy places the organism in Eukaryota, Fungi, Ascomycota, Eurotiomycetes, Eurotiales, Aspergillaceae.
GCUCUCAACAACCACACAGACAGUCAAAAUGGCUCCUGCAGGCAAGCAAAAGAAGAAGUGGUCCAAGGGCAAGGUCAAGGACAAGGCCCAGCACGCCGUCGUCCUCGAGAAGGCGACCGCUGAGAGACUCAACAAGGACGUCCAGUCCUACCGUCUCAUCACCGUCGCCACUCUCGUUGACCGUCUCAAGAUCAACGGCAGCUUGGCCCGCAAGGCCCUCGCUGAUCUCGAGGAAAAGGGACAGAUCAAGAAGGUUGUCGGUCACUCCAAGAUGAACAUCUACACCCGCGCCGUUACCGCCGAGUAAACGCUUUUUAACGAAUGGUUUUUCUCGCGGUGCUUAUGAUACCUUUGCUACGAAUGAUAUCUCUAAAUCCGGAAUUCGGCUGGGAACGAUGUUAGUGGUAGAUUAAUCGACCACACUUUGCAUGGAAGGAAAGUUGCGCUACUGGACGUGUCAAGUACAUUGCGUGACUCAAUCAAAUCAACCUGAUCAAUCUGUUCACUACUUGCUAAGUACGUAAUGCGCAUAAACAUAUAUGC